AUGUCAGACAACCAACCAAGGCCGAACUCACCUCCCCAUGCGAGCGAUGGCCACGACGACGAAUUACCAUCUUUGAAUCAAAAGGGCGAAUUCAUCGCGAUAGGCUCAACAUCCUAUGUUGAGCGUUUACCCAAUGGCGCCAUCAUCAAGACAGCCUGGCCCGGCGGCGACCGCGCCUGCCAGCGACGCCAUGAAAUUGCUACAGAGGCCGAGAUAUACGAUCGACUAGGUGAACAUCCUUGCUUAGUGAAAAAGAAAGCUUGGAACCCAGACGAAUUCGCCUUAACCUUGGAAGAUAUGCCCAACGGAACGCUCAAAGACUUCCUCGAGUCCCACACGGACGUGCCUGUGGAACAGCGACAGCAAUGGGUUACUCAGGCUAUUGAGUGCAUCAAGCUUCUGCACAGUUCGACAAUUCUUCAUUGCGACAUUGGGCCACACAAUUUCCUCUUGGAUGACAGUCUGCGUCUUAAAAUCAUCGACUUUUCUGGAUCAUCCGUCGACGGCUCCCACACUGAGAUCAGCCCUGGUACUCGAUACGCAGCCCCUUUACCCAACCGCUCCUUGCAAUGGACUCCAACAGUCAGAAGCGACCUCUUCAGUUUAGGAUCAACCAUCUACUACAUUAUGAUGGGCAAAGCUCCAUUUCAGGAUUUCCAAAGUGGAGAAGUUCGGGAGAUGUACAACAACCAAGAAUUUCCAGACUUGAGUGGCGUACCUCAUGCAGAUCUAAUCCGAGGCUGCUGGACCCAAAAUUUCGAUUCCGUGGAUGGGCUGCUUUCUUUCUUGGACAUCUGA
Colletotrichum orchidophilum is the source of this 798-nucleotide messenger RNA. RefSeq lists its product as uncharacterized. Lineage: Eukaryota; Fungi; Ascomycota; Sordariomycetes; Glomerellales; Glomerellaceae. The transcript has a single exon. The coding region runs from base 1 to 798 and encodes 265 amino acids. Gene Ontology annotation, biological process: protein phosphorylation. The record is from RefSeq and is a predicted model, not a curated record. Gene Ontology annotation, molecular function: protein kinase activity; ATP binding.